Messenger RNA from Zingiber officinale, 684 nucleotides. RefSeq lists its product as uncharacterized. Lineage: Eukaryota; Viridiplantae; Streptophyta; Magnoliopsida; Zingiberales; Zingiberaceae. The transcript has 2 exons. Bases 1 to 684 code for a protein of 227 amino acids. The record is from RefSeq and is a predicted model, not a curated record.
AUGGAGUGCAGAAAGUGUUACUUGGAUCUUGUUCUGAUCCCCUUGAGCCUUCUCCUCCACAUCUCCUACCACAUUUGGCUGUGGUACCAAGUCCGAUAUCACCCACUCAGAACCGCCAUCGGAAUCCACUCCGCCGCCCGGCGCUUUUGGGUCCUUUCCGUCGUCAAAGAGAACGAGAAGAAGAACAUCCUGGCGGUGCAAACCUUCCGGAACACGAUCAUGGGCGCGACGCUGAUGGCCAGCACCUGCGCCGUCCUCUGCUCCGGCCUCGCCGCCCUCGUCACCACCGUCGAGCGCUCACCGCUGGCGCCGUCAACGACGCUCCAGUACGUCUCCGUCCUCCUCGCCUUCCUGUUCGCCUUCCUCUGCUUCUCCCUCUCCGUCAAGCUCAUCAACCAAGUCUGCUUCCUGAUCAACACGCCCACCAUGGACUCGGAGUUCACCUGCGACGUGUUGGAGAAGGCGUACAUGUUCCAGUUGCUGGGCAGCAGAGUGUUCUACGCGGCGUUGACUCUGCUUCUGUGGAUUUUCGGGUCGGUUUUCGUGUUCUCCGCAUCCGUCGCCGUCGUCUGCUUGUUGCUGAGCCUGGAUGUGGUGCAUGAAGGAAGAAGAAGAAGGAAGGAUGGCAGCGAGGUCGGCGGUGAUCAGAUGAAGGUGGAUGAUGAAAAGGGCACGGUGGUUUAA